AUGACUGCUCUCCGGAACCUAAAGGGAACAGCCAUUGCAUCGAGAAGGGGGAUGGAGAAAAUCAUCUACGACUUCUACUCUGAUCUCUUCGACAGCCAUGUCCACUUGCCUCCUCACCAUCUGAGGGAAGAUGGACAAGUCAUUCCAGAGGUUCUCCCGUACGAAAUACGACAUGCUAUCAUGUCGGUAAGAAAUCGUACGGCACCCGUUCCUGACAGAAUAAGACCAGAACACCUGAAGAGCCUUCCGCCAGCACUCAUCAACACCCUGGCAAGGCUCUUUACACGUUAUCUGGCGGAAUGUAAGGUUCCUAAACAGUGGAAGAGCAGUAAGACCGUGUUGUUGUAUAAAAAGGGAGAUCCACAUGACAUCGGCAACUAUCGCCCAAUCUGCCUACUGUCCGUCAUCUACAAGCUCUUUACAAGAGUAAUCUUUAAUAAGAUUGAAAAAGUCUUGGAUGAAGGACAGCCAUGCGAGCAAGCAGGGUUUCGAAAAGGAUUCAGCACGAUUGACCACAUUCACACUGUUUCGAAACUCAUCGAGGUAUCACGAGAGUACAAGAUACCGCUCUGUCUCACCUUCAUCGACUUAAAGAAGGCUUUCGACUCGGUUGAGACGGAAGCGGUGUGGAAGCCUUGGACAACCAAGGCGUCCCUACUCAGUAUAUUAAGGUACUUCGAGAGUUGUACAGUAACUUCACAACCGGAAUUUCGCCAUUCUACAAGAACAUCAUCAUUGACGUGA
Molecule: messenger RNA, 744 nt
Organism: Necator americanus (New World hookworm)
Lineage: Eukaryota; Metazoa; Nematoda; Chromadorea; Rhabditida; Ancylostomatidae
Exons: 1
Coding region: 1-744 (247 amino acids)
Source: RefSeq, a predicted model, not a curated record